This is a messenger RNA of Guillardia theta CCMP2712, 801 nucleotides long. RefSeq lists its product as hypothetical. Bases 1 to 801 code for a protein of 266 amino acids. The record is from RefSeq and is a predicted model, not a curated record. The transcript is spliced from 4 exons. Lineage: Eukaryota; Cryptophyceae; Pyrenomonadales; Geminigeraceae.
AUGGCAAGAGUGUGGAUACUUUAUGCGUUAGCCGCGCUCCUAGUCCUCCCCUCCUCCGCCCUCUAUGGCGACUUCUGCGCUUCAGCUGCUGACUGCAAGGACGCGCGGUAUCCCCACUGCUACGUCUACUGGAAGGACACCACUCCUACCCUCAACACCAUCUCCUACUCCGACCCAACGCCAUCGGCUGGGACCGCGCAAGUGAAGGGUGUUUGUGUGGAGUGCGUGACGGACUGUGACUGUCCUGUCAACGAGUACUGCGGUGUAGGAGAGUUCAAGAUACCCCGAGUGACCUCCACCAACUCUGGGACGGCAGGGACGAGCUCGAACGAAGACUACACGCGCUUGAUGAAACAAUAUGAACUGUAUGGGCUUGCCUUCGAGGGCCUCAACAUCAGCAGCAGGUGCAAGAAGUACGACGUUCCCAGCACGCCAUGCUCUGUCCACUUCGCCGACACCAUCACGUCAACUGUCGUUUCUGAGAAGAGGAGCGACGGGAAAGCUGUCAGCGUUGCUCGGGUUGCCCUCAACGUGCUGUCAAAGCCUCUAGCCAGUAGCUUCUGCGGUCGAGUGAACUCCUGGGCUCCCGACUUCUACCCCUGCUCCGUUGCUGGCGGCCUGUCACAGGACAUCACCAGGUGCAGUGAGGGAGAAACAGAUUCCGACCUCAGCACCAAGAACUUUGCCAACAUGGCUGCCGUCUGCCCUCGGUGGGCGGGUUAUCGCGAUAGCACAAUCGGGGAAGUUUUUGCUGACCCAGCAUGUCAGGCUAACGACGCGACGUUCGCGUCUGCAGGGUGA